GAGAUAGGCUCUUGCCUUCUUGCACCAAACACAUAGUAUGGACCCACAAGAGCUUGAACACAUAAAUGAUCUGUUGGACCACGAUGUCGAACUUAGGGAGAAAAUCAAAGAUCAAGUGACUGAACUAGACAAAAAAGCGCGGAACAUGGUUGGGCAGCUGAAUAAAAUACAUUCAACUCCUGAAAAAUCAAUACCCGCGUUACUUGACACCGUCCAACCGACAUUGCUGAGUUGUCAAGAAACAAGCGCUACCCUAGCUGCUCUUAUCCCACCUAAUCAGUUUUGGCGCUGGAAAGACAUGUGGUCUAACUCGCUACGCACUGCGGUGUUCUCAGCAGCCCUUGUACAGUACCUUGGUAAUGGAAACUUGGCAUCUUUGUCCCAAGUCAGUGAAACCCUUGGUAUAAAACAAGAGUGGAAGGAUCGGUUUGCACUCCCUGUAGAAGACUACCUCCAUGGCUUGAUCAGUUUAGUAAAUGAAUUGUCACGCCUUGCCGUAAAUGCUGUAACGCUGGGAAAUUUUGAAGAACCGAUCAGAAUAUCGAUUUUUGUCAAGGAUUUAUUCGCAGGAUUUUCCAUGUUAAACCUGAAAAAUGAUACACUGCGACGGAGGUUUGACAGCUUGAAGUAUGACAUCAAGAAAAUUGAGGAAGUGGUAUAUGAUGUAUCUCUUCGAAAACUCACACCACAGAAAGAAGAGCUCAACACCAAAUAAUAAAUAGCUGUAUAUGUCUUGAGUAGAAAACCUUGGUAAAUUAUGUUGUGAUAGUUGUGUCAUAAUUAUAUGUUGCCACACUGCAA
Molecule: messenger RNA, 801 nt
Organism: Serpula lacrymans var. lacrymans S7.9
Lineage: Eukaryota; Fungi; Basidiomycota; Agaricomycetes; Boletales; Serpulaceae
Exons: 7
Coding region: 38-715 (225 amino acids)
Biological process (GO): RNA metabolic process
Cellular component (GO): cytoplasm; nucleus
Molecular function (GO): RNA binding; single-stranded DNA binding; sequence-specific DNA binding
Source: RefSeq, a predicted model, not a curated record